Molecule: messenger RNA, 1043 nt
Organism: Cucurbita maxima (winter squash)
Lineage: Eukaryota; Viridiplantae; Streptophyta; Magnoliopsida; Cucurbitales; Cucurbitaceae
Product: 50S ribosomal protein L10, chloroplastic
Exons: 1
Coding region: 104-805 (233 amino acids)
Biological process (GO): translation
Cellular component (GO): large ribosomal subunit
Molecular function (GO): structural constituent of ribosome
Source: RefSeq, a predicted model, not a curated record
UCCAUAUCUCUCCCCGCCAUCGUCUUCAAACGGAACCAGUGAUAAGAUAAGCCCCAAACUGCACACUGUCCUCUCUUCUUCCACACAACGGUGAAAUUCCGCCAUGGAAGCCUCUCUUCUAAGCUUUCCCUCAUUCAAAACCCCUUCUUCUUCUCAAAUUUUAACCCUAAAUCGUCCCACAAACCCAUUAUCCUUCUCUCCCCUCCGCCAUUCCACCAAUCAAGGCCGCCAUUAUCGCUGUCUCAAGGUCGCCGCCGCUAUUUCUCGCACCAAGAAAGAAGAAACUGUCGAAACAGUCAAGGAGCAGCUCGAUAAAUGCUAUCUAUUAGCCGGAAUCAAGUACAAAGGCUUCACCGUCAAGCAAUUUCAAGAACUUCGUCGAUCUCUCCCUGAAACCUCGAAACUUAUUGUCGCCAAAAACACGCUUGUUCUUAAAGCUAUUGAAGGGACUUCUUGGGAAGCCUUAAAGCCCUGCAUGAAGGGCAUGAAUGUUUGGCUAUUUGUCCACUCCGAGGAAAUUCCUGCCGCAAUUAAGCCCUACAGGGAUUUCCAGAAGGAGAAAAAGCUAGAGGAUAAUGAUUUCACCGGUGCGGUUUUCGAGGGGAAAUAUUACGGGCCGGAUGAUUUCAAGGCGUUAGAGACAAUGCCGUCGAGAGCGGAGGUUUAUGCCAAAAUGUUGGGUCUUUUGAAGGGUCCGGCAUCGAGCUUGGUCGGAACAUUACAGGCCCCGGCAAGGGACGUGCUGAUGGUUUUAAAGGCCUACGUGCAGAAAUUGGAGGAGCAAGGCGGUGGUGGUGGGCAGUAAUUUACAUAGAAGAAGAGUUUCCACUGUUAGCUGUAAGUUAUAACGAAACCCCCUUCUGAAUCAACCUUGCAGCAGAAUGUAUGGUUGAUUUUAUGCUUUCUUUUUUGUUGGUGUUGUCAAUUCAAGUAAUUAUGAGGUGACAUAGACACUCUAUGAGAAUUUAGAAUUGGUGUAAAGUUGAAAUUCUUUCUAAGCUAUUGAUUUUCACAUGCAUAUUGGCCAAUUUAUAAGGUUUACA